Molecule: messenger RNA, 600 nt
Organism: Colletotrichum higginsianum IMI 349063
Lineage: Eukaryota; Fungi; Ascomycota; Sordariomycetes; Glomerellales; Glomerellaceae
Exons: 4
Coding region: 1-600 (199 amino acids)
Source: RefSeq, a predicted model, not a curated record
AUGGGAAAGGAUCCCACUCAAGCUUCUCGUCUGCGCGACGAUGGCAGAACUAGAGUUGCAAAAUUGCAAGGAAAGAUGCGUUCUCGACAUGAUCAGAAGACAUACGUUACAUGCAACAGAGGCGGCAAAAAAUGCGGCUGGCGUCGUCCAGCUGCGGAGCGGAGCUUGGCUAGGAUGCUUUGUGAGCAGGGCUGGACCGUCGCGCCCCCAGGUCUAGCCUCAGAACAGGACCCGCUUACGCCCUAUGACUUUGAGCCAGAUCCCCAAGGAGCAGCUUUCGUUAUUGAGUGGAAACUGGCAAAGAUACUAAAAGAUGCCGGUUGGAAAGUUGCACCACCAGGUAUGCAGAUCUCACCCACGGAUACGCUUAAGCACCACGGCACUCUGCCGAAUUAUCAACAAAACCAGUUUCCGACCCCUAAGGGAACCGCCGAACAUGACUCGACUCAAAUUAUAGAACGUCGUGAUGGGCCGCUCCAUGAGCCAAGUCUAACGGGCAUUCUGGGAGGAGCAUUGGCCCCAGAAAGCUCAAGCAGUUCCAAAGGUUUCUAUCGCUUCUCUACUCAACAGUUCAGACAACGAAGAAUCGAAGGACCAUAA